Coffea eugenioides is the source of this 3413-nucleotide messenger RNA. RefSeq names its product structural maintenance of chromosomes protein 5. Gene Ontology annotation, cellular component: Smc5-Smc6 complex. The coding region runs from base 189 to 3347 and encodes 1052 amino acids. Lineage: Eukaryota; Viridiplantae; Streptophyta; Magnoliopsida; Gentianales; Rubiaceae. Gene Ontology annotation, molecular function: ATP binding; ATP hydrolysis activity. The record is from RefSeq and is a predicted model, not a curated record. Gene Ontology annotation, biological process: double-strand break repair via homologous recombination. The transcript has 30 exons.
GCAGGAGCAACUGCCCUGCCAACGCCCCCGAACCCUCCUCUCUGUUGUGGUCCCAUCACAUCACACCACCUUCAAUUAAAUCUUCGUCUUCCUCCGCCUCGCCCAGGCCAAUCCCCAGCCCACCGAGAAACCCUAGCUUUACCCUCUACGUCGGUCGGCCGUCCUCCUCAUUCUAUCGCUAGUCUCUGAUGAUGGACGAGCCCCAGGCCAAAAGGGCCAAAGUCACCAGGGAUACAGAUGAUUACAUGCCUGGAAACAUCCUUGAGAUUGAGCUUUGCAACUUCAUGACAUUCACUACAUUGUUUGAAAAACCAGGCUCACGACUAAACCUUGUUAUUGGACCUAAUGGGUCCGGUAAGAGCUCUCUUGUUUGCGCAAUUGCGCUUGGCCUUGGCGCUGACCCACAGGUUUUGGGGAGGGCAACAAGCAUUGGUGCAUAUGUGAAACGUGGGGAGGAGUCUGGGUACAUCAAAAUAACUUUGAGAGGAGAAAACAAGGGGGAGAAAAUCACAAUUACUCGCAAAAUAGAUGUACACAACAAGUCUGAGUGGAUUUUAAAUGGAAAGGUGGUGCCAAAGAAGGAUAUACUUGAGGUAAUCCAAAGGUUCAACAUCCAGAUCAACAAUUUGACUCAAUUUCUUCCACAAGAUAGAGUUUGUGAGUUUGCCAAAUUAACUCCGGUACAACUGCUUGAAGAGACUGAGAAAGCUGUUGGUGAUCCUCGACUACCCAUCCAGCAUCGCUCACUUAUUACUAAGAGUCAAGAACUAAAGAAGCUUGAACGAACAGUUGAAAGCAACCGAGGAUCUCUUAUUCAGCUCAAGGGACUUAAUGCACAACUAGAAAGGGAUGUUGAACGUGUACGGCAAAGAGAAGAACUCCUGUUGCAGGUUGAGUCAAUGAGAAAGAAAUUGCCCUGGCUGCAAUAUGACAUUAAGAAGGCUGAGUAUUUAGAAGCCCAAGGGUGGGAGAAAGAAGCAAAGAAGAAACUCGAUGAAGCUGCCAAUGCUUUAAAUCAACAUAAAAUACCUCUCGAGAAACAAAAGCAAGAAAAAACCGCACAUGAUGCUAACUGUAAAAAGUUAUUUGGACUUUUAGAUAGCAACACGAAGAAAAGGUUGCAAAUUGAGAAGGAUGACAAUUCUCUGGGAGUGCAAGUACAAGGAACAUAUAAUGAAAUAGAAGAGUUAAAGUUGCAAGAAGAAUCGCGUCAGCGAAGAGUCUAUAAAGCUAAAGAAGAGCUUCAAGCUGCUGAAUUGGAACUUGCCAAUCUUCCUGUUUUUGAACAUCCCAAGGAUAAAAUUGAGGAAUUGUUUGCUCAAAUUUGUGAGCUGGAUGAUGCUGCCAGAGAAAUUAGGUCUGCGAAGUCUCAGAAAGAGGGGGAACUAAAUCAAUGUAGGCAAAACCAGAGGCAGUGUGUGCAAAGAUUGGAAGACAUGGAAAGCACUAACCAUAAGAGGUUACAAGCAUUACGAAAUUCUGGUGCUGAGAAGAUAUUUGAGGCUUACAAGUGGGUACAGGAGCAUCGUCAUGAAUUCAGAAAAGCGGUUUACGGUCCAGUACUUCUUGAGGUCAACGUAUCAAAUAGGGUCCAUGCUGACUAUUUAGAGGGUCAUGUUGCCCAUUACAUAUGGAAGGCCUUUAUUACCCAGGAUCCAGCUGACCGUGACUUCUUGUUUACAAACCUCCGGUCCUUUGAUGUUCCAGUAAUAAAUCAUGUUGGAGAUGAAGUUUGUCAUAGGAGGCCUUUUCAAGUUACUGAGGAGAUGCGAAUGCUCGGCAUCUAUUCUAGGCUUGACCAAAUAUUUGAGGCUCCUUAUGCUGUCAGAGAAGUUUUAAUUAGCCAGUUUGGGCUGGAAUAUUCUUACAUUGGGUCCAAAGAAACUGACCAAAGGGCUGAUGAGGUACUGAGGUUGGACAUAAUGGAUCUCUGGACUCCAGAAAGCCACUAUAGAUGGAAUCAGUCACGAUAUGGUGGUCAUAUUUCUGCCUCCGUGGAUGCAGUGCAGCACUCUCAUCUUCUUUUAUGCAAUGUUGAUGUCAGGGAAAUUGAGAGACUCAAAUCCAAAAGGGUGGAGCUUGAUGACAAGAUCUCCACUUUAGGGCAAGAUAUUCAAGCAUUUCAAAGUGAGCUGAGGCAUGUGGAGGACAAAGGAGCUAAUUUGCACAGGGAACGUGAGGAAAUUAACAGCAAUUAUCAGAAUCAGAUGAGGAAACGGCGUGAAGUGGAAAGCCGCAUAAACCAAAGGAGGUUGAGGCUGAAAUCCAUGGAGGAGAAGGAGAACCCAGAUCUCUCUUUGUCAAAACUCCUUGAAAAAAUUGAAGAAUUGAAGGUUAAGCGUUUGCAACUUGCAAUCCAACUUAAGGAUUCAAUCAUUGAUGCUGUUGCUUACCGAAGAGAUUUUGCUGAUAAAAACCUGGUCUCUAUAGAGCUUGAAGAUAAGAUGAAAGAAAUGGAAGCCAACAUGAAACAACAAGAGAAGCUAUCACUUGAAGCAUCAGUCCAUUGUCAGAAUUGUAAGAAGAAAGUGGACGAUUGUCGACGAGAACUUUCAGCUGCCAAGAAGCAUGCAGAGUCUAUUGCCAAAAUCACUCCUGAGCUUGAGCAAGAGUUUGUCAAGUUGCCUGCCACUGUUGAGGACUUGGAGGCUGCUAUUCAUGAUACCAUUUCUCAAGCCAACUCUAUUCUUUUCCAUAAUCCAAAUGUUCUUGAACAAUAUGAAAGUCGUCAAGUAAAAAUAGAUGAUCUUACAAGGAAACUAGAUGAAGAUGAGAACAAAUUAAAUAAGCUGCUUGAUGAAAUCAAUUCUUUGAAGGGAAGUUGGCUUCCGACAUUGAGGAACCUUGUGUUUCAAAUAAACCAGACUUUCAGUCGUAACUUUCAAGAAAUGGCUGUUGCUGGUGAAGUUUUACUGGAUGACCAUGGCAUGGACUUUGAUCGGUACGGAAUACUAAUAAAAGUGAAGUUCAGGCAAGCUGGACAAUUGCAGGUUCUCAGUGCCCAUCAUCAGUCUGGCGGGGAGCGCUCUGUUUCAACUAUUCUCUACCUUGUUUCUCUGCAAGACCUAACAAAUUGUCCGUUUAGGGUGGUUGAUGAGAUAAAUCAAGGUAUGGACCCUGUCAAUGAGAGAAAGAUGUUUCAGCAGUUGGUCAAAGCUGCUAGUCAACCAAAUACUCCACAGUGCUUCUUACUCACUCCAAAGUUGCUGGAAGGUCUUCAAUACAGUGAGGUAUGCACCGUACUGGCUAUAAUGAAUGGCCCUUGGAUUGAGCAGCCAUCAAAAGUAUGGAGCUGUGGGGAAAACUGGGGAUCUAUUGUGGGCCUGCUUGGGGGAAGUCAGUGCUGAGAAGCUUCAGUUCACUGUGGUUGAUAUGGCAUUAUUUUUGUAUAUUUAACACUGAUGAGAAGUUGU